AUGCAUGCCGCUCCCCCUCUGCUCCUCAGCCUCCUGCUGCUGCGCGGAUGCUGCUGCGCCUCCGCAGCCGCAGCCAAGGCUUGGAGGCAGGUGUCCAACGAUGGCACGGAGCUCGUAGCGGACUACACGCACAACAGCAACAGCUAUAACAACAGUAUGAAUAACAACAAUAACAACAGGGCCAAAACAGGUGGAAGAACCAGCAACUCUGUCUCCUACAGCGCCUCGGAGCUGAGCUGCAGGGAGCUGCGAUCUACCCGUUACAUCACAGACGGAUCCUGUCGCAGCGCCAAACCAGUGAAGGAGCUGGUUUGCUCGGGCCAGUGCUUGCCCUCACACCUCAUGCCCAAUUCCAUCGGCCGUGGAAAGUGGUGGAGGAAUAGCGGCGGAGCAUCAGACUACCGUUGCAUCCCGGCGCACUCUCGGACACGUCGGGUGCAGCUGCACUGUCCUAACGGCAACACUCGGACUUACAAGAUCCGCGUGGUCACUUCCUGCAAGUGCAAGCGCUUCCGGCCGCACCACAACCAAUCCGAGGCCAAGGAAGUCCCUCGGCUGUCCCGCAACAAGAAACCCGGCCGCUCUUCUUUGGAUCGAAACAAGAACAACUCGCCGUUGACAGACAACUCCUAUUAA
This is a messenger RNA of Nerophis lumbriciformis (worm pipefish), 636 nucleotides long. The record is from RefSeq and is a predicted model, not a curated record. NCBI's taxonomy places the organism in Eukaryota, Metazoa, Chordata, Actinopteri, Syngnathiformes, Syngnathidae.